AUGAAUGCUCCCAAGGAGCCUAAAGUAAAACCACCUGCUAUUGACGCCUAUGAUGGCACGUCUGAUCCUGAUGUACACCUCUUGGCCUAUCGGCAUCAUAUGUAUGUCCAGGGGACUACUGAUGCAACCUGGUGCAAAUACUUCCCGUCCAUUCUGAAAAGGGUUGCCUCCAAAUGGUUCGAGAAGUUGCCUACGGGAACGAUCAACACAUAUGCCGAAUUGGAGAUGCUAUUUUCAGCAAGAUUUAUGGCUUAUAAAGAAGAGAAAAAGACGAGCAUGCAUUUGGGUCGAAUACAGCAGGAAAAGAUGAAUCUUUGCGAAGCUAUGUUCGACGUUUCAAUUUGGAAUCAGGACAGAUUCCAGACCUGCCUAACGGGGUGGCGUUUGAUGAUUUCUUCAGGGGACUUAAGAAGGGGUCCUUUAAGUUCGAUUUGGUGA
Spinacia oleracea (spinach) is the source of this 438-nucleotide messenger RNA. RefSeq lists its product as uncharacterized. The record is from RefSeq and is a predicted model, not a curated record. NCBI's taxonomy places the organism in Eukaryota, Viridiplantae, Streptophyta, Magnoliopsida, Caryophyllales, Amaranthaceae. The transcript has a single exon. Bases 1 to 438 code for a protein of 145 amino acids.